UGCAAACUCAAGUGGAGCAACACCACUUCAUUUAGAAGUGAAACAUAAUAUGUCUGCUGUGAGCUUAUAUCUCUUAUCUAAAGGAGCUGAUCCCAAUGUGACCAACAAGGAGAACAUCUCAUCUUUACACUUAGCAACCGAGAAAUGUUCUUUAGAGUUACUAGAAAAAUUAAUUGAAAAAGGAGCCAAUAUGAAUGCAACAGAUGACCAUGGAAAUACUCCACUUCACUUUGGUGUGAAAAAGAAUUCAAUUCAGAUUGUAAUGUAUUUGGUAGAAAAAGGUUCUAAAAUAAACUUAAAGAACAAAAGUUUUAUUACACCACUUUAUGAAGGAGUAAGACUAAAAAGUCCUAAGGUUGCGAUGUAUUUACUGGAUAAAGGAGCUGAUCCUAACAUAACUGAUAAAGAAGGUAACUCUCCUUUACAUUUGGCUGUUGAUAUGGAACAUAUAGAUCUAAUAAAUGAACUAGUUACGAGAGGAGUCAAUCUGGAAGCAGUAGAUUCACAUGGAAGUAAUCCAUUUCAGAGGGCUAUAUAUCACAGUUCAUUGCAAGUUGUACAGUGUUUAGCAGAAAAAGAAUCAAUGGUACACAUUCCAGAUACCCUUGGUAGAACGGCACUCCACCUAGCCGCAUGUGGACGAAGAUUAGGUCACCCAGCUGCCAUGGACCAGAGAGUUAUCAGGUUUUUGUUGGAUGCAGGGUGUGAUAUCAAUUCUGAAGAUAAACAUGGAUAUACACCGUUGAUGUAUGCAUGUUCAUCUGGAAAUUGUGAGAAUGUGGAACUGUUGCUGGAAAAGGGAGCUAAUCCCAAUGGUAGAGACGUAACAGCUUUGCACGUUGCAGCAGGAUGUCAUAUGCCAGAUAUCCUGAAACUACUUCUGAACAAAAGUGGAAACAGAAAUGUGGUUUCAAACUCUGGUGAUACCCUGAUUCAUGUUGCAGUCCGAUGGGAUUUACGAAAAACACUAUACAGAGACAUGUAUCCCCUCAAUCUGUAUGGCGGCACAUUGCCAUCAACAUUCUGGAGAGAAUGCAUAGAUUAUCUAGUAAGUGACUUCCAAUGUAACAUGCCAGAACAUAUUUUGAGAAUGGACGUGAUUUGUUUGUGGCUUUUUACGUGGCCUUUUAUGUCAAGUCUUAUACCUUUACUGGAAAUAGAAAAUGUAUUAGAGGUGUUACUGCACAGUGGUUGUAAUAUCAAUGCCAAAAACAAGGCUGGCCAGACACCAGUCCAUGUUUGUAUUCAAUAUGGUGAGUGUAGAAACCUGGAAGAGUUGUUAAACAGAGGUGCUGAUGUGUCCCUUGUAGACAAUUUGGGUAGAUCAGCACUGUAUUAUGCAGUGUCGUUGGUUAAGCCAGAUGCUGUUCAGAUAUUGCUACAAUUUGGAGCAAAGGAUGGAGAGACCAGUUAUGGUGUUACUGCUUGUGAAAAGGCACAUGUCAAAAUGCAGUAUUCAGAUGAUGAAAACAUUAAAGCUAAAUGUUCCAAGAUAAUUGAUAUCUUGAAAUAUUAUUGAAAUAAAUACUAAACAGGACCUAAUGUAAGCAUAGAUGUGAUAGACAGUAGUUUUGGUUGUCAGUUUCAGGUUGGUUUUUGUAAAACAAUCGUUGCUAAAGUUAUUUUUGACUUGUGGUAAUAUUUUACAAAUCUCAUGUUCAUAACAAUGGCUCUUAAAAGUCAAAUUUUAAUGUGUUUUGUUUUACUGUGAGAUUCAAUUUGUGCCAUUGCACAGUGUUGGAUUAACUGUGGAAGAUGAUAUGUUUGUUGUAUUUUAUUUGUUUUGUUCAUACUUCGAAAUCUUUGUGCUGCACAAAUUAGACUAGCAGUGCAAGAUUUUGUAGUUGUUUUUUUUCUCCAACAUUCACACUGUUGUAAAAAAAUAUAUUUUUGGGGUUUCGAUAUAG
This is a messenger RNA of Gigantopelta aegis, 1907 nucleotides long. Its product is annotated as ankyrin-3-like. Gene Ontology annotation, molecular function: protein binding. The record is from RefSeq and is a predicted model, not a curated record. The transcript has a single exon. The coding region runs from base 50 to 1519 and encodes 489 amino acids. Lineage: Eukaryota; Metazoa; Mollusca; Gastropoda; Neomphalida; Peltospiridae.